Molecule: messenger RNA, 1068 nt
Organism: Clavispora lusitaniae ATCC 42720
Lineage: Eukaryota; Fungi; Ascomycota; Pichiomycetes; Serinales; Metschnikowiaceae
Biological process (GO): protein phosphorylation; intracellular signal transduction
Cellular component (GO): cytoplasm
Molecular function (GO): ATP binding; protein serine/threonine kinase activity
Source: RefSeq, a predicted model, not a curated record
AUGAUGGCCUCUCCUCCUUCUUGGCUGCCGCCGGAUUUACAUGCUGCUGUUCCGGAACCAGCGGACUUUGCUCUUGUUGGAGUGGAUUAUCUCCGAUUGUCAAGCAAACCCAUCUUCGACGGCGCCAACGGCAUCAUUUACAAGGGAUCCGACGCCGCGAAUACCAAGGUUGUGGUUAUAAAAACGGUGAAAAAGCAAAAGUCUCAAUCCGACUCCUUGUACUAUCGCCUGGUGAUGCGAGAGUACUCAAACUUGAAGAAAUGUGCGGCAUCCAAGUCGGUGGUAGAUGUGUACGCUAUUGCCACCACCAAAGACUCGCCUGAGCUUUCUCUAAUCAUCCAGUUUUGUCCCGUGGGCGACUUGUUGGAUUAUUUGUGCCGGCUCAGAACAAAGAAAAUCAGUAUGCCUUCGAACUUGAAAGAUGCAGUUUUCAAGCAGAUUGUGAAAGCCGUGGACUUUCUCCACCGCCACGAUAUUGCACACCGCGACAUAAAGCCAGAAAACUUUCUCAUUGACGGAAACGGUUUUCUUAAACUCAACGACUUUGGCUGCUCGUUGGACUUGACCCAGAUGGACGAGCAGCUUCCGCUCAACGAUAUCCAUUGUGGUACGCCGUCUUUUAAAUCUCCAGAGUUGUACCAGGUAGAGAAUGAUAUCCAUAGCGGCAAAGAGCCUGACAUUGCGCACAUGGACUUCAAGAUGGUGGACGUGUGGGCAUUGGGGAUAUUAUGCUUCCAGCUUUUUCUCUUGUCUGUGCCAUGGCCACAUGCCAACGCAACGGCCGACGAAAAAAACAUCGUCAUUGACAAGUACAUCCGUCAUUAUCCCGAGAGCGAGAAGGAUUUGGUUAGUUUGGCCAACAAACUCAAUGACCGCAACUUUAGUCUGUCCUCCAAUCCAGCGCUUUCGGUCUUCAAGAAGUUGCACUAUGAAGCACGGCUUGAGCUGUUUCGUAUGUUGAACCCGGUUCCUCUGAAGAGAGACACAACUGAGUCGCUUUUGCGUUCUGCCUGGCUAUCACAAGCGUACGCUGACCCUAAAGAAUUGUUGAAACUUCUUCCCAAGUAA